AAGACUCUUACAAAGAAUAUAUAUAAAAGAAUCAACUGAGAGGGAUCUAUUCUGACAUUGCGUUACUUUCUCUGGUAGUUUGAUGGAGAUUACUGUGACAUCCAUUGCCUUCUGCUUGGCUUUCGCUAUCAUUUCAGGGUGUUUAUGGACAGUGGCGAAUUGGAUUUGGUUGAGGCCAAAGAAGCUAGAGAUGUUAAUUAGACGACAAGGCUUCUCCGGAAAUUCGUACAAGCUGUUUCAUGGAGACAUGAAAGAGAUGUCGACGAUGAGAGUACAAGCCAGAGCCAAACCUCUCAGCCUCACCCAUGAUAUUUCUCCCAGAAUUGUGCCAUUCUUCCAACAUGUCAUCAACAAAUACGGAAAGAAUUCAUUCAUAUGGAUGGGUCCAAAACCAAGCCUAAACAUCACAGACCCCAAAUUGAUAAGGGAAAUUUUGUCCAAGUACGAAAUUUUUGAAAAACCAAAGAGUAAUCCACUAAGCAGGUUGGUUGUUCAUGGGAUGGUGAUGUAUGAAGGUGAGCAAUGGUUUAAAGUCAGAAAGAUUGCUACUCCAGCUUUCCAUCUCGAAAAGUUGAAGGAUAUGUUAUCAAAAAUGUAUUUGAGUUGUAAUGACAUGGUGAAGAAUUGGAAGACUUCAAUCUCAGGCAAAGACUACUGCGAGUUGGAUGUAUGGCCUCACAUUCAAGCUUUGACAGCAGAUGUUAUUUCUCGGACAGCAUUUGGUAGUAGCCAUCAAGAUGGAAGAAAAAUAUUUCAACUCAUAAGCCAACAGAUUAAUCUUUUUACUCAAGUUAUGCAGUCCGUUUACAUCCCCGGAUGGCGGUUUAUCCCUACAACAACAAACAGGAAAAUGAAAAGCAAUCACAAUCAAAUUAGAGCACUGAUAAAAGGGAUCAUAGAUAAAAAGGAGGCAGCCUUGAACGCUGGAGAAGCUAGCACAGACGAUGAUUUACUUGGUUUAUUAGUUGAAUCAAAUCACAGAGAAAUUAAAGAGCAUGGGAACAAGAAAAGAGGAAUGAGUAUUGAAGAGGUGAUUGAGGAGUGCAAACUUUUCUAUCUUGCUGGACAGGAGACUACUGCAUCCUGGCUCCUAUGGACAAUGAUUUUGUUAUGCAUGCAUCAAAAUUGGCAAGAACGUGCAAGAGAAGAAGUUUUCCAAGUUUUUGGGAACAAAGAACCACGGUUUGAUGAGCUGAACCAAUUGAAAGAAAUAAGCAAAAUUCUCCAUGAGGCACUAAGGUUAUAUCCACCAGCAUCUUUGCUAACAAGAAUUUGUCAUAAAGAGACCAAAUUGGGAGAAUUCAUGAUCCCAGUUGGAGUUAUAGUUUCAAUGCCGACAAUUCUAGUUCAUCAUGAUGAAGACUAUUGGGGAGAAGAUGCAAAGGAGUUCAACCCAGAUAGAUUUUCUCAAGGAGUUUCAAAGGCAUCAAAAAAUGGUCAAGUUUCGUUCUUCCCAUUCAGUUGGGGUCCUAGAAUAUGCAUCGGACAAAACUUUGCAUGGUUAGAAGCCAAACUAGCUUUUGCAAUGAUUCUGCAAAACUUCUCCUUCCAGCUUUCUCCAACUUAUGUACAUGCCCCAGUUCGUGGCAUAACCAUACAGCCACAACAUGGGGCUCACAUUAUUUUACACAAACUUUAGUAAUAAACACUUACCUAUCACAAUAAAAAAUACAGUUUGCCACAAAACCUUGUUUUUCUU
Molecule: messenger RNA, 1699 nt
Organism: Pistacia vera
Lineage: Eukaryota; Viridiplantae; Streptophyta; Magnoliopsida; Sapindales; Anacardiaceae
Product: cytochrome P450 CYP72A219-like
Exons: 6
Coding region: 83-1639 (518 amino acids)
Molecular function (GO): iron ion binding; monooxygenase activity; heme binding
Source: RefSeq, a predicted model, not a curated record